Messenger RNA from Conger conger (European conger), 765 nucleotides. It is a transcript of the gene ascl1b, whose product is annotated as achaete-scute family bHLH transcription factor 1b. Gene Ontology annotation, molecular function: RNA polymerase II transcription regulatory region sequence-specific DNA binding; protein dimerization activity; DNA-binding transcription factor activity, RNA polymerase II-specific. Bases 160 to 765 code for a protein of 201 amino acids. NCBI's taxonomy places the organism in Eukaryota, Metazoa, Chordata, Actinopteri, Anguilliformes, Congridae. Gene Ontology annotation, biological process: regulation of transcription by RNA polymerase II; developmental process. The transcript has a single exon. The record is from RefSeq and is a predicted model, not a curated record.
UCCACCGUGCGCUCCAGCCACACGCCCCACGGGAAGCGCACACGAGAGCAGUCAAUUGCCAACUCUUUCAUUUGUUUUCGUUUUUUUUUUCUCUCUCCCGUGUGUGAGGGUGCGUCUGUGCAUCCCUUCUUCGAAAGUCAACAUUUCCUUUUCUGCAAAAUGCAGAGCACCACCAUCACGACGACGCAGAUGAGUCAAGGUGCUUACUCUUUCGGACUCUCGGAGGGGCGUGCUGCCACCAUCACGCUGCAAGCCUCUGCCCAGGAGUGCGGCGUCUCCAGCGCGACGAGUCACCAGAGCAAAAGCAAAGUGCUGAAAAGACAGCGCUCCAGCUCGCCGGAGCUCCUCCGGUGCAAGAGGCGGCUCAGCUUCAACGGACUCGGCUACACCAUCCCGCAGCAGCAGCCCGUGGCGGUCGCCAGGCGCAACGAGCGCGAGAGGAACCGGGUCAAGCAGGUCAACAUGGGCUUCCAAACGCUGCGCCAGCACGUUCCCAACGGCGCAGCCAACAAGAAGAUGAGCAAAGUGGAGACUCUGCGGUCGGCGGUGGAGUAUAUCCGCGCCCUGCAGCAGCUACUGGACGAGCACGACGCGGUGUCGGCCGCGUUUCAGUGCGGGGUGCCGUCGCCGACAAUCUCCAACACCUACUCGGCCGAUCCGGAAUCGCCUCGCUCCAGUUACUCCUCAGACGAAGGGAGCUACGAGCACCUAAGCUCAGAGGAGCAGGAACUGUUGGAUUUCACCACCUGGUUCGACAGAUACUGA